AUGACUUGGAACGCUGAAAUUGACGAGUCUUUAUCAAGUAUAGAAUUAAAUCAUCACCAACUUUUUGAUUUAUUGCCGAAUGAAGUAAUUGUAAACACAUUUACCUUUAUAGACGCAGACACGCUUUUCGAUUGCAGACUUGUGUGUAAACGAUGGAAAGAACUAAUAGAUGAAUAUGCAUUUCAAGAAAAAGCUGCUCGAGAAAACGAGUUUAUGAAUGAUGGCCGAGGGUACUACAGUUUCUCACAAAUCAAUUCAAAUGACAUUAGAAAACUGGAUUUACCGUGGUACGUUUUUUAUGUGAUAAUCAAAUAUGAUCCAUUCAACAGAAAUUUGGUGAAAAACCACUGUGGGCAGGGCGGAUUAAACCAUUGGGGAAAUAUUACUAAUACGUUAUGGUCUAUGCCUGGUGAUUUUGAUAUGUUUAACUUUGUUGACAUGUCGUGUAUUCAACAAAUACCACAGGAUAAUCGUUAUGUUUUAUCCGAUCCAGAUUUUGAUGGAUAUACAAGUUGUUUUGUUAUUGAUUUUCAGUAUUUACGGACAAUAGAUCAACAAAUUAUAUUUAAAGAUUAUGGUUUAAAUGAAAUCGUGAUGAAAACUCUUCGACCUAAAAUUUCAUUUAGUGCAUGGUAUUAUAGAGAUAAUAGUCAACAUAUCAGUUAUACGUUACGCGCAACUGUUCACAGUAGAACAAAUGAAAUCAUAGGUCUAUGUGAUAAUGUCGAUACUGGUCUACAAAGGGAAUUUGGAUGGAAUAAAGUUUCAAAUUCGUUUGAAAUUCAAGGAGAUGAAACUUCCUUAAUUCUACACCAUUCCAUAAUGGACUCAAGGUUUUCAUGUUCGAUGACCAAUUUUAAAAUGUCGUGCUCUGUAGUUAAAAUUCCGCUACCAAUAAAAUAUAAAAAUGUUAAUUCUUACAUGUAUAUCUAAAUAUAUUCUAAUGUUUUACAUUUUAAGUUACUUAAAA
This is a messenger RNA of Rhopalosiphum maidis (corn leaf aphid), 970 nucleotides long. RefSeq names its product F-box only protein 6-like. The coding region runs from base 1 to 933 and encodes 310 amino acids. Gene Ontology annotation, molecular function: ubiquitin protein ligase activity; protein binding. NCBI's taxonomy places the organism in Eukaryota, Metazoa, Arthropoda, Insecta, Hemiptera, Aphididae. Gene Ontology annotation, cellular component: cytoplasm; SCF ubiquitin ligase complex. The record is from RefSeq and is a predicted model, not a curated record. Gene Ontology annotation, biological process: glycoprotein catabolic process; SCF-dependent proteasomal ubiquitin-dependent protein catabolic process. The transcript has 5 exons.